This is a messenger RNA of Drosophila persimilis, 735 nucleotides long. Its product is annotated as insoluble matrix shell protein 4. NCBI's taxonomy places the organism in Eukaryota, Metazoa, Arthropoda, Insecta, Diptera, Drosophilidae. The coding region runs from base 1 to 735 and encodes 244 amino acids. The record is from RefSeq and is a predicted model, not a curated record. The transcript is spliced from 2 exons.
AUGUUUGGGGGUAAGCCACGACCUAAGACGGCUCUGAAGGCGGCUAUUACCGCUGCUCUGACAGCAGAAGAUAUUGGCAACGGAAGCGUCUCCGAGCUGAAGGAGAGCGGUAGCGAUAGCGCUAGCACUGGCAAUUGCAGUGGCGCAGGCUUUGAUGCAAACGGCUACGGAAGAAUAGACUGGAUAGGAUCUGGAAACAUCAACAGCAACAGCCACAGCAACGGAAAUAUAAGCGGAAGCAGCAGAGUGUCUAAGGAAAGGAAGACGAUCGACAACAUAAUUGUUGGGAACGCCGACCGAAACAGAAACGACAACUGGAACGGAAACAGCGGAAGCGUUGACGGCGGAAACGGCAACAACGGCAUCUCUUCAUGCGGUAUCUUUAAUCGCAUUUUUACCCGAGGCGAUCGGCUGCUCCGUCGCUGGCUGCCUGGCUACAAUUAUCUGCGCGACGGCAGCGGAAAUCGCACCUCAGACACAGCUGAAAAUGAGUCCGGAAACGAGUCCACAAGUGCGGAGGUCACCAACGAGCAGCCGACUGAGCUGGCUGAGCUGGCUGAGGCGCAGGGGUCGACUACUACGGUUCGUGGUCAUUGGAACAAAUGGCUGUCCAAUGACAUCUACCUAAGCGUGGGCAUCACCCGAGCCGAGUUCAGCGCCCAUCUGGAAAGCAUCCUGAAGAAGAGGAUGUUCCAAGAACGCAAGAAGGCAGCACUAGCCAUGCCGCAUCAGUAG